GGGCUCACUCCCCGGGGCCUGCCGCCGCCGCCCCGCUCCCAGGGCGCUCCGGCAGGCGCGGAGGUUCUUAACUUGCCAAGAUGCCCAUCAAUGUUGAUGAUGUGAUGCAACUGUUCUACCAUCUCUCUCAGGAGAAGGGGAUGAAGGCUGCUGUCAAACACUCUGGUCGAGGAGCACUGCUGGCAGGUGCAACAGCAUUUAUUGGGGGUCUGAUGGGAGGUCCACCUGGAAUCGCUGUAGGAGGAGCAUUUGGUGGAUUGCUUGGUGCCUGGAUGAAUGCUGGACAGUUCAGGCCGGUCCCUCAGAUUUUAUUGGAAUUGCCUCCUGCUGAGCAGCAGAAGCUCUAUGAUGAAGCCAUUGUUAUUCUCAGGCGCUUAGACUGGACUGAUAUUGCUCAGCUGACUGCUCUUGUAAUGGGAAAUGCUAGUCUCCAGCAGAAGUUGACAGCAGUGCUGAUAAAUUACCUCUCCAAAGAGCUAAGAGCAGAGAUACAGUAUGGAGAAUAAACCUUUCCAGAGCAGGCUUUUUACGGUGUAAUGAAUUUUACUCUGGCAGUUGUGAUUCUCCAACAUAGCAAUUAUUAGUUAUCAGUACUAAUUAUGAAUGUAGGCAGAUCUAAGUAUUAUUUUGGGGUUUGGAGUUGGGUUUUUUGUUUGUUUUGUUUUGUAAGGAUAGUAUUAGAUUACUGCAUUAUCCUGACACUGACUUGCUAUGUAAUUUUGAAUUACUCUGCACUAGGACUGCAUUCAAAAUCACUGAAGGGAAUUACGCUUCUCUUACGCUAAUGUAUCACUAGUUAAAAUUUUCAAAGUCAUUGUGUUUUAUUUAGGAGAUUUAAUCCUGUUUGUGUACGUGCUUUAAUUUUCUUCUGUGAAUGACAUAUAGGUGCCAAAGUAGCUAGGGCACUUUGAAGAAUUUUACCUACUGUCUGUUUCAGUCCUGCGAAAGAAAGUUAUAAGAAAGUACGUUAUGCUACUGUGAACUCAAAGAUCUCAAUCCUUAUUUUAUUCUUUGUUGCAUUUUUAUUGUAAUUCUUGAGUUAUUUAUUCCUUUCUGUAAGAAGUGAAGCCAAUGCCUAAACAAGAUUUAAAGCAACAGGUAAACAAACUGUGCAUAAUUAGUAGUUCCUGGUGUCCUAGAAUGGGAAGGCAUGGCAAGAAUACACUUUUAAAAAAAUGUAAAAAUGGGGAGCUGAAUCUACCAUUUUUGUACUAUCCCUAGGAUUAGGGUUGUCAUUUCAGCAUUGGUUUCUUGACUGAAUCUGAACAGCUGGUCCUCUGUUUUCAUUAAAAUAUUCAUAAGAAGCA
Messenger RNA from Gymnogyps californianus (California condor), 1307 nucleotides. It is a transcript of the gene C12H19orf12, whose product is annotated as chromosome 12 C19orf12 homolog. The coding region runs from base 81 to 506 and encodes 141 amino acids. The transcript has 3 exons. Lineage: Eukaryota; Metazoa; Chordata; Aves; Accipitriformes; Cathartidae. The record is from RefSeq and is a predicted model, not a curated record.